AUGGUAUUCGUGGGUAUGUCACUCGCUGGCGCAGCGGCCUUCUGGCAGUGGUGGCCCGGGACCAAGGGGCUUUCCUUGGAAAAAGUCAGCGAAGUCUUUCAUGAUGAAGUAGCGGCGAUACUCGAGUCGGAAGAACAGGUGGUCACCAAUGGGCCGCAAGUUGUCGGGGUGAAGAAGGCGGAGGUUGACAGUGUUAUGAUUCAAUAG
Molecule: messenger RNA, 207 nt
Organism: Bipolaris sorokiniana ND90Pr
Lineage: Eukaryota; Fungi; Ascomycota; Dothideomycetes; Pleosporales; Pleosporaceae
Exons: 2
Coding region: 1-207 (68 amino acids)
Source: RefSeq, a predicted model, not a curated record